AUGGACCGCGACCAGGUCUUGACAGCGGACGUCAUUGAUGCCAUGAUUGCCAACGGAGACACCGUCGUCAUCUUCCAAGACUAUGUCCUGCGUCUCAACUCGUGGCUCGCCCUCCACCCCGGAGGCAGUCUCGCGAUCCUGCACAUGGUGGGCAGAGAUGCCACGAAUGAGAUCACUGCGUACCAUUCAGCCGCAACCUUGAAGACCAUGAAGGCCUACCGGAUCGGCCGGAAACCAGCAGGCCCAUGGACCAAUAGGACGCCGCCAAUCAGAGGCGGCUUUCGCAAAUGUCUCGACAUCGCGCCGGAAGCUUCGGAGACAUCUGAUGCAGGCCUUGAAUCAUCUGCGGAGAAGGGCGCCCUUGCACGUCCCGCCGCCGGCCCAGACGGGAGCGCCCUGCUUACCCCUGGCACUAGCCCAACUCAAUCCGUCAGCCAUGGCGCCGCGACCGCCUGUCAACGGGAUGCCGGCUCCUGCUCGCGGCGAACCACCCCGCGAGGUAGUCCAUCGCGGCGUGACGAAGAGAAGGGCUAUGUCAGCGACCCGGAGAAGCGGCCGCUCGUCCCCCGGGGCCGCCCGACCUUGACGCCCGACCAGUACACCGACUGGGCGGUUCACCAGGGCCAGCGCAUAGACAUCCGCGACUAUCCUUCUCUCGACAAGGACGUGCAGCAGGCCAUUGCCGAAAAGUACAGCGCACUGCACGACCGCAUCGCCGAUGAAGGCCUCUACGCAUGCCCGUACCUCGAGUACGGCAAGGAGAUGGUCCGCUACCUGAGCCUGUUUGGGCUCUUUGUCUACUUCUUGACCAAGGCUUGGUACAUUACAUCGGCCUUGUUCCUCGGCCUGUUUUGGCAUCAAAUCAUGUUCACGGCUCACGAUGCUGGCCAUCGAGCCAUCACGCAAAUCUUCACUGUAGACACACUCAUCGGCAUGUUCAUUGCCGACUUUUGCUGCGGCUUGUCCAUUGGGUGGUGGAAGAGCAGCCACAACGUCCAUCAUCUCAUCACCAACCAGCCUGAGCACGACCCCGACAUCCAAAACAUCCCCCUCUUUGCCACAUGCCCAAGCUUCUUCAAGUCCAUUCACUCUAGCUACUACGACUUUACCUUUGCCUGGGACGCCGUGGCCGAGUUCAUGGUGCCGUAUCAAAAGUACACAUACUACCCGGUCAUGGGCAUCGCCCGCUUCAACCUGUACCUGCUCUCGUGGCUGCACGUCCUGUCGUCCAAGUCUUCGUCGCUGGGCAGCAGCAAGGCGUGGUGGAUCCGGCCCGCCGAAAUCACCUUUAUGGCGGGCUACUGGUUCGUCUUCGGAUACCUGCUCCUGUGGAGGACUCUUCCCGACUGGCCGACCCGGGUCAUCUUCGUCUUGGUAUCGCACAUAGUCACCAUGCCGCUGCACGUCCAGAUCACGCUGUCGCACUGGGGCAUGUCCACGUCGGACCUGGGCGAGGACGAGUCAUUUCCGCAGCGCCAGCUCCGGACGACCAUGGACGUCGAUUGCCCGGCGUGGCUCGACUUCAUCCACGGCGGCCUGCAGUUCCAGGCCGUCCACCACCUGUUUCCCCGCGUCCCCAGACACAACCUGCGCAGGGUGCAGGCCAUGGUGAAGGAGUUUUGCCAGGAGACGGGCAUCCAUUAUUCGAUCCUGGGCUUUGUAGACGGAAACCGCAAGGUGCUGAGCCGCCUGGACGAAGUGAGCGACCAGGUCAAGAUCCUCGUCAGCUGCCAAAAAUACAUGGCGGAGACGGGCGAAAGCGGCUUGCACUGA
Messenger RNA from Purpureocillium lilacinum, 1773 nucleotides. Lineage: Eukaryota; Fungi; Ascomycota; Sordariomycetes; Hypocreales; Ophiocordycipitaceae. The record is from RefSeq and is a predicted model, not a curated record.